Messenger RNA from Closterium sp. Naga37s-1, 675 nucleotides. Lineage: Eukaryota; Viridiplantae; Streptophyta; Zygnematophyceae; Desmidiales; Closteriaceae. The record is from the annotation of a GenBank genome assembly.
AUGCCUGUUUGGCCACUCCUAGGAAUCUCAGAUGCUCGUUUGCACCCCAUUCUCCACCCUUACUCACAUCCCACUGCCCCGCUCUCCACUCCACCUCCCCCUUUCCCCUUCUGUUCUCCUCCCCCCCCAUCAUCCUCCCUCCCCCCAUCCCCACCUUUUUCUCUCAAAUGUUUCCGCGUCUUGCAGGAGCCUGGGUUCCAACUUUCUGAUGGGGCCCGCGUCUUCUCCACAACAACCUCUCGGGAUCGCUGCCAGCCACCAUUGGGAGCUUCUUCCACCUCACUGAACUGUACUCCACCGCACUGCCUUUCUGCCCUUCCCUUUCUCCCCUUCCCUUUCUCCUCUUCCUGUUAUCUCCUUCCCUUUCUCCCCUUUCCUUUCUCCCCUUUCCUUUCUCCCUUUUCCUUCCUCCCCUUCCUUCUUUACUCCCCUACCCUUUCUCCCCUUUCCUUUCUCCCCUUCCCUUUUCCCCCUUCUCUUUCUCCCCUUCCCCUUCUCCCCUUCCCCUUCUCCCUUUCCUUACCUCCCUUUCCUUCCCGCCCGUCUCGCUCCGCAAAUCCCGUUUGUCUCAUCUCAUCCACUCCCUUUCUCCCCAUGACCGAUGUGUCGUUCAACGGUCUGUCGGGCUCUCUGCCUGUCGCCAUCAGCAACCUCACCAGUGCGGCUGUCCUGUGA